Molecule: messenger RNA, 1530 nt
Organism: Seminavis robusta
Lineage: Eukaryota; Bacillariophyta; Bacillariophyceae; Naviculales; Naviculaceae
Source: the annotation of a GenBank genome assembly
AUGUUGCUUGCCGGGUUCAUACCAAAGAACACCUCGAGAACACACAACGGCGAAGAAAACCUGACUGAAAACAUCACGGUCUGGCUUUCCUGCUUCAAAGCAUGAAACAAGUAAACAAAACAAGAUGCCGGUGGACACGCUUUGUGAUGCAACCCAAGAAUACUGUACGGUACUGUACCAAUCCAAUUCAUUCCAGCUGCGAAUAGAGACUUGCUCCUGUUGUUUCAAUUGAGCGGACUGGUUGUCACUCCCACUGAUUUGAGGAGAGCAAUCGACCCAAAGAACAAAGAACCCAAGCUACUGCUGUAUCUCCUGGGACCGCUCUGAUAUAAGGAAGCGACACUUCGACGAACCUUGGAAAGGAAGAUAGAAGAACUGAUGUGCCAUCUCCAAAUCUCUCACAAUUUGAAUCUAGUCCAGAAGUCCAGAAGUCAUCCGCCAUCAGCCUAUUGCCACCACCACAAGCGAGAACCCUCCUCCUGUCACCAUGUCUCUCUAUGCGCUUCCCGGGCCUCUCUUUGCUCCCUUGCAACAGAAUCACCAACUAGCCACAAACCGGUCGGAACCAAAGAAACGCGUUCUCGUAGACUUCUCCAAGGUAGAGCUGGAUACCAGCCUCAAGGCCCCAAGGAAGGCACUUUGUCGCAACUAUAGUGAUGAAAGUAGCACAACCGACCACAGCGAUCUCACUGGGUACGGCAGCAGUGCUUCUUCUUCUUCUUGUAGUAUGCAUGAUCAGCACCUCAAGAUCCGAGUCAAAGAUGCCAAGUUGGACUUUUACAAGCUGGCUCGACCCAAGGCGAAUGCAACCAAGACUUGUUGUCGGCGUCAACCCAAUGGUCGCCUUCAACGCCGACGCCAAGAGCAAGCCAAGGCAGCAGCCGCCGAGCAACAUACCUAUGAGAACGCCUUGGUGUUUGAACUGGAAAUCUCCUUUGUGGGACGAACCUACACUACCAAACGGACCUUGCAACAGAUUGCACAAUUCCGUAGCGAUCUCACACAAGACCUUCAGAUCCAACAGCAAUGGAUGGAACGAAGCAGCAAACAUAAGAACAAUCUACCACUAUUGGACGAUGGCAGCAGCCUCAGUAGCAGUACUAGUAGCACCGAUUCAAAUGAUUCCACCAUGAUUCCCGACUUGCCUCGCAUGUCCGAUGAAGGUGUCUAUGGUUGUGGUUUUGCCCAGAUGGGUGGGAUGCUGCAAUCCUACCGACCGUCGCUGGAGCAAUGGUUCCACCAAGUGGUGGACCAUGCCUCGGAGGCAGACGCCAUUUUGGCGGAUUUUCUCUGGGAACCUCUCUCGGCCAAGUGCAUGGAUGAACUACAUUCGAGCUUGACCGAACUGGGACCGAUUGAUGAGUAACAAACUCAAAACACAAAAAGCUGCACCAACAACUAACUGUUUCAGGCACAGCAGCUAACAAGAAUAUGCUACCGUACUCGGCAAGGCACGCUACAACAAUCAAUCAUAAGGAGACGAAUAAACUGGCUAAUUGUAACGAUAGAUAAUGCAUUUCAAACCAACAA